Messenger RNA from Gloeophyllum trabeum ATCC 11539, 2981 nucleotides. RefSeq names its product Zn-dependent exopeptidase. Bases 55 to 2766 code for a protein of 903 amino acids. Gene Ontology annotation, molecular function: carboxypeptidase activity. The transcript has 12 exons. The record is from RefSeq and is a predicted model, not a curated record. Lineage: Eukaryota; Fungi; Basidiomycota; Agaricomycetes; Gloeophyllales; Gloeophyllaceae.
CAUUUCCCUCGAAGUUGACGCACGCCAGCGUCGACGCCAGGAAGAAGACCAACAAUGGAGGCGAAGUCGAGUCCCUUCUUGGGCAAGACCGAGGAGGAAACGCUUCCGUUUUCUACUCAAACUCCCAUUCGCCGGAGGAAUGCUUACACCCGCUCGUUAGUGAAAUGUGCUUUGGUGCUAACCGGCUUGUGGGCUGCUAGGGGCUUCCUACUGGGUGGAAGGGACGCGCGCCGGCCGCAUUUCGCAGAUGUUCAUGGAGAUCCCUGGGCAAUCAGCGGAUUUGGCGCACCCGGGCCUCUCAAACAUCAUCAUCAGCCCCCGCUGAAGGGUGAAGCGGCGGAGAAGCUGUUCCUCUCUGUGCCUAACAAUGAGAGUGCAUUAGCCGCCUCGCGCACAUACGCCACCCAUCCUCAUCUUGCGGGGUCUGUGGAGGACUUUGAGGAUGCGAAGGUUAUCCUAGAGCUCUUCCAGACGGAGUUUGGCAUCCCUCCUCCCGAGGACGAGCCCAUCUUCUCUGCCGGUACCCCAGAGUCGCGGCACGCCACCUUACACAUCCCUCAUUACAAGAAGCCGAAGGCCUGGAUUGACGUAUACUACCCGGUCAUGAACACCCCUCUCGACCACAGUCUGCAGAUCUUCAAUGCGGAUGGAGAAAGCAUCUGGGAUGCCAACCUUGAAGAAGACGGCGACGAAGGAGACCCAGACGCCGCGAAAUAUAAGGAUGCCGUCCCAGCCUGGCACGGUCUCAGCCGCGGGGGUGAGGUGGAAGGCCACCUGAUCUACGCUAACUAUGGUACCAAGGAAGACUACGACAAGCUAGUUGAGGCGGGUGUCAACUUCACUGGGAAAAUUGUCCUCGCUCGCUACGGAGCCAUCUUCCGCGGCCUCAAGAUCAAAGGCGCUGAGGACCUAGGUGCAGCAGGGGUCCUCAUCUACUCAGACCCUCGCGACGAUGGCUUUGUUACAGCAGAGAACGGCUACGACGCAUACCCCGCUGGUCCCGCUCGUAAUCCGACCGCUGUGCAGCGCGGAUCCGUGCAGUAUAUUUCUGUCUACUCUGGUGACCCCAGCACACCUGGGUACCCCGCAUACGAGAACGCUCCAAGGACUGAAGGAAGUAAUAUCCCGAAGAUCCCCAGUCUGCCGAUCUCUUGGGCGAACGCUGUUCGUUUGCUCGAAGAAAUCGGUGGUGUCGACGAAGGUAGGAAGCUAGACGGUAAGACCAGUAGAACCACUGUUAAGCUCGUCAACCAUGUGGACGACAAAAUCACCCCUAUAUGGAACACGCUGGCUGUCAUCCCCGGUCAUGUUAGCUCUGAAGUAGUCUUGGUAGGAUGUCAUCGUGACGCCUGGGUUAUGGGCGCUGUCGACCCUGUCUCUGGCACUGUCUCUAUUCAUGAGAUUGUCAAAGGCUUCGGAGAGCUGAUUCGAAACGGAUGGAGGCCUCUUCGCACUAUCGUAUUCGCGAGCUGGGAUGCUGAAGAGUAUGGCCUCAUUGGCAGUACAGAAUGGGCCGAAGAUUUCGCUGAAUGGCUCCCCGAGCAUGUUGUGUCGUACCUCAAUCUAGACGUCUCUGUCGCGGGCUCGCGGUGGCAGGCAUCCGCCUCUCCUUCUUUGGCUGAUCUUAUCAAGAAGACUGCCAAGGACAUCACGCACCCUACUGACCCUCAGCGUACCCUCUGGGACGCGACCACCGAUAACGGUCCGUUUGAAGGUGAAGCGGAUGCGGAGUUCACGAAGAUGUAUGAAUCUGAACAGAGCACCCGGGAGAAAUAUCAGACUGGGAUUAGCCCUCUUGGGUCAGGAAGCGACUUCACUGCCUUCCUGCAGCAUCUGGGGAUCGCAAGCUCUGAUCAGGGCUUUGGAUUCACACCAUCUGAUGCCGUGUAUCACUAUCAUUCUAUUUAUGAUUCUCAGAGGUAUCAAGAAGUGUAUGCCGACCCUGGCUUCCACCGCCACGUUGCCGUUGCGAAAAGUCUUGGUCUCUUGACUCUACGUCUCGCUGAUGCAAUCAUUCUACCUCUGAACACAACCCAGUAUGCAUUCGAACUAGACAGUUAUCUGGAUAUUGUCGAAGAGCAAGCUUCCCAGGCGUCCUUGGACACUCCGGACUUUUCUGGCUUACGCGCCUCCAUACGGAGGUUGCAGUCCGUCAGUCUGGAGUUAGAUAAGGAGAAGAUUGAAGCCGAAGAGGAGUUCAAGAACUUACUCGAUGAGAUCCGCAAGAAGCCUGCCUUCCUGAAGAGGAUCAUCCGCUGGCUCAAGAAGGUUUUCCGUCAUCACCGCCAUCACCAUCAUGACGAUGACUUGUCGUCGGAAGAUGAGAGUCUCAGGUUUGCGCACGACCUACUUGCCGCGUACGGUGAACCUCCCCGGCACCACCACAGGCCUACUCUGGGUCCCCUUCCCCCUCACGCCUGUGCUGAACAUAAGCUUGGCCGUCCUCCGCGCCACCCUGAUGCAGGAUUCCCACAUCCACAUGGUUUCCCUAUUCGGAAGUUUAUCCAGGCAGCGAAGAGAAUUCAAAAGAUAAACAAGAAGUUGAGUUCGUUCGAGAGAGGCUUCAUCUCGGAGGAAGGCAUCAAGGAUAGAGAAUGGUACAGACAUCUUGGUGUCGCGCCUGGAAAGUGGUUGGGCUACGGCGCAACCACCUUGCCAGCCCUGACAGAAGCCAUCACUAUUGACAAGGACGUGGCCCUUGCAGAACACGAAGUAUCUCGUCUGGUAAACGUGGUUGAGGGCCUGGCUACGUCAUUGCAGAGCUGAGCGAGGAUCUCUUGAUGACAAGCAAAUAAUCAAAUAGCUUAUGUAUGCAUUGAUUGUACGCGCAUCUGCAGCAGGCAGUCAUACUUCUGUGCUGUACACUCCGUUAGGUGCAUAUUACAGCUUUCCAACGCCACUGUCCUAUUUGACCGGCUUCGGCGAUUCAACGAACUGUAUGCUGUCCCCGAUGCGUGUUAUGUCGGAGCUGUUGUCGGAUC